CUCAAUCAUCGUGGACAGGAGGCGGAGGCGGAGGCCGGAGGUUCAUGCCGCAGAAAUGUCAUCUAUUCAACCUGCAUGUGUCCAGAAAUAGCUGGUGGGGCAUGGCAGAUGAAGGGUCGCCCCGGAAGACGCGGAAAAUGGCGAACGGGGAAAGUGUCGGAGAUGAACAGGAGAAUGAAGAGAGCCACUCGCUGGUGGGCAUCAGCCUAACCAGUGAGAUGGGCUGCCAUGGCAACAAGGAGCAUGACUCUGCCCUGGGCUUCAUCCUGAUGAACGUGGAUCGCAUGACUGUUGUGGAGAUGAGAGAAGCCAUGCAGAAACAGGUGGAGUCGUUACCCGCCUCUUUUCGAUUCCUCACAAAACAAGGGUGGCCUGUCACAUCAGCCCAGGAAUCCAUGAUUAAAGUCAAGCAUCUCAUUAACGACGACACCGUGGUGAGAAUACAACCCGACUACGCAAGGCCACGGGUCGGAGUCUCUACUGAGAAGGGUAGAUCCCUUGGUUUCAUUUUUGUUUCAUCUCUUAGUCUACCAAUUAGUCAACUCCGAGAAGCAAUAUUAGCACAGCUCGGCGGAAGUCAUCAGCUUCCAGCAGGCAAAUGGGUAUUUGUGGACCGCAACUUCUGGCCGAUCUGUUCCCAGCAAGAGGAUGCCAUGACCAUCAUCGACGUCUUAUCGGGUUCCUGCGUCAGGCUUCAUUUCCUGGAUGAGAGCAGCGAUGACCCUGACCUCGGCGACAUCGAGAAAGAUGACAGUCUGAGCCUGACGGUCGACACCCCCAGAAAAAAAUACUGUUCACCAACCCCUCGUAGCUUGGAGAAUCCCGGCCUUGCCUUGACGCAUGGGAGCAUCCCUAGACCCAUCAGCCCCAUCCCUCACGGUGACUCCUUCCUCCAAUCCAAGUCUGUACGGCUCCCUGCCAAACAGAUCCUGAUCAGCUACGUGCGGGCAGAGGCAUCCCAGUAUGCCCUGGACCUAAAGACGGCUCUCGAGAACUUAAAAUUUAGCGUGUAUCUGGAUGUGCACGAGAUAUUUUGUGGGAGCGAUUGGCAAGACAGUCUGAACUACGCUGUCAGUAACUGUGAGGUGUUUGUGCCUCUGGUUACUCCCAGAUACGGAGAGACACAGUGGACAAACAGAGAGUUGAAGCUGGCGGACAUUUUGAAUAAGUACAUCAUACCUGUGUCCUUUGUGGAGACGUGGCCGCCCUGCUGCCUGGCAAUCCAGUUUGCCACCACACAGUUCAUCCACUGGAGACAGGGCAAACAGGACAGAGAGAAAAUUUUCCGUCUUAUGGCAGACAAAUCAACGCAGCAGGAGUUGGUGACGUACACGUGGAACAGCAGUGACGUCAUCACAGUCAGCAAGGACAUUGGAACGCGGUGUUUGGCUCACGCAAAGAAGAAGGCCCAACAGGAGUCAGAAAAGAAGUCUCCCAUACUGCGGAGCUACCCAUCAGCCUUACCGCCAGGCCUGCCUAAUGACAUGACCGUGGUAACCGAGAGUCGUGAGGGCGCCCCCAUGGUAGUCGUAUGCGUCCACCCAAAGCAGAAGGACUUUGGAGAUGAAUUGAAAGAACUGUUUGAAGGGGAAGGCUACGAGGUCUGGUGUACGACAGAACUCAACAAUGAAUGCAUGAAUCUCUGCUCCCACUCUCGGCAGUUGGAAGAUGAUUCCACAUUGAUUCUGGACGGGGAUGACUUUGAUUUCGACACGACGGAAGACAACACUGCCAAUGCUGUCAGCAUCCUGCAGCAGAAGGCAGCGGAGGCAGGCGUCAUUGUCUUUGUAUUGUCCAAGGACUUUGCCAGCUCCGAUACCGGCAAACAACAGGUCUUUUACUGUGAGCAACGUAAGCGAGUGGUGCCGUUGAAGUAUGAGGAGUUUGAGAUGCCAGGAUGGAUGAGCAUGCUCAUUGGCACCAGCACAUUGGAGGAUGUCAGACGAGUGGAUUACAAGCAGUCACUCAUGGCCAGAGUGAAGUGCGCCCUCAACCCCAACCAGUCCGACUGCUCAAUGAACGCAGCUAAGGAGUCGCAAAUAGAAGCAUGUGUUGGCAGCAUUUGCCAGAAACUGCCAGGCAGCAACUGUGUCUACAUCUCAGGUGGAACCAGCUUCUACUACGAUAAGAGUGAGGCCAUAUGCAAAGAGAUCGGCAAAGCAUUGGCCAAGUUACAGAAAGUCACCCUAGUCACAGGUGGUUUCUUCGGAGUCGGGGAGACGGUGUCCAGGAGCUUCUAUGACGAGAGACAGAGACUGAAGAGAGUAGAGGAUGUCUACCAUAUCCUGCCCAACAGAGAUGAACAGGAUCGGAGUCCUCAGGCUAGGCAAAAUAGAGACAAGACAUUUCAGCCGAUGCCCUUUGGAGAGACGGUCUUUGUGGGUGACAGUGUCCGGCAGAGGGAGACAAUUGUGUCUCGAAUAUUUGACAUCUGUAUCCUCAUCGAAGGAGGUCCUGGUGCUGCCCAUGAAGCUGAGGAGUUCACUUGGAGUGAUCACACGGUCAUCCCCAUUAAAUGUACAGGAGGGGCUGCAGGGGGCAAAUUUAAUGUUCCACAGAAGAUAUUUGAGUGCCCUCCUGGUGUUGUGCGCAACGACUGGAACCAGCUGGCAGACAAGAAUGAAUCGCCUGCCACAAUUGGCGCGGCAGUGUCCCGCAUCAUCACUGCCUUACAGCAAGACGUGGCCGCCCAGAUGACACGACUCAAGACAUUCGUUAGGCGGGGCAGCGAAGUGAAGACGUAGACCACGUACGUGAACAGGUCAC
Messenger RNA from Acanthaster planci (crown-of-thorns starfish), 2766 nucleotides. RefSeq lists its product as uncharacterized. Lineage: Eukaryota; Metazoa; Echinodermata; Asteroidea; Valvatida; Acanthasteridae. Gene Ontology annotation, biological process: signal transduction. The record is from RefSeq and is a predicted model, not a curated record.